This is a messenger RNA of Aspergillus costaricaensis CBS 115574, 1626 nucleotides long. Its product is annotated as cytochrome P450. Bases 1 to 1626 code for a protein of 541 amino acids. Gene Ontology annotation, molecular function: iron ion binding; steroid hydroxylase activity; heme binding. The record is from RefSeq and is a predicted model, not a curated record. The transcript has 4 exons. NCBI's taxonomy places the organism in Eukaryota, Fungi, Ascomycota, Eurotiomycetes, Eurotiales, Aspergillaceae.
AUGCUAUCCGAGUUCUUGAUUGAGGUUGGAGACCUCUAUGCCAAAGGAUGGCAUUGGACCCACAAGGCCCAUCCGUCUUUGGUGGCAGCCAUCGUUGCCGCCAGCGUGCUGGUACUCUGGAGGUUACUGCGAUUCUCCAUCGUGCCCUCAUUUUACCCCAACGACCCCAAAGAACUACCUUAUUGGAUUCCAUGCCACGGCGGCGCCUUCUUCAGUAACUCCAAUGCGCUGCUCUCCCGCGCACAGAAAUACUACAAGUACAACAACAACCCCUUCGCUCUCACUAUUGCCCAUUCCGUUCUUUAUGUCAUCACCAGGCCUCAGGACGUUGCGGACGCAUACCGCAAUACUGAGACGCUUUCCUUCAACGAGUUUGUGCAAGCGAUGAUGCGCGCCUGUGGAAACACCGAGUCCUGCGUGCAGGCAAUGUACAAGCCCCUACCCAAGCAGAAAGCCGGAUUCCCGAAUCCCCACGGGAAACCACUAGCGACGCUAGCACGACAGAUGCACAUCCAUCAGCUCUAUCCUGGCGACAAUCUAGACUUCCUGGAGAAACAAUUUCUAGACUGGGUGGAACCCAAACUGAACAUCGCAGGACUCCGGAGAGAAUGCCCAUACCAAGUCCGGACGAGCAAUGGCCACAGUAAGGACACCAACGCCAUCGUGCUUCCUCUAAUGGAAUGGUGCUCGGACUUCUUCACCCGCGCCGGCCAGGAGGCUUACUUCGGCCCUAAGUUGGCAAAGGUUGAUCCUUCCCUUCCAAAGACCUUCAUUGUCUUCGACGAGAUGAGCUGGCAGGUGCUGUACCAGUACCCCGACUUUCUGGCGGGGGAGAUGAAAGCCGCACGAGAUGCGAUUCAGCGCGCCUUGAAAAAAUACAUCCAAAUGCCGCAGGAGGAUCGGCACGGGGACGCCUGGUUUACUAAAGCGAUGGAGAACGAGAUGAGGGCACUGGGAAUCAGUGAAGAUGAUAUUGCAACUAUGUUGGUGACGAUUUAUUGGGGAAUCAAUACAAACACCCGCAAAGCCGCCUGCUGGCUCCUAACCUAUAUCCUCUACUACGGCCCAGAUCAUUACGUUGACGCCAUCCGCGCAGAAACUGCGCCAGCCUUCCGCUCCGGCAACCCCAUCCCCGACCUGACCUACCUUCAUGACAACUGCCCACUACUAGACGCCAUGUGGAAUGAAACCAUCCGCAUGUCAGCGUAUUCAGCUUCGGUGCGGAUGAUCACAUCCGACACCGUCAUCGGCGGCAAGGUCCUGCGCAAGGGAAACCGAUUGAUGAUCCCGUACCGGCAGUUGCACUUCGAUGAAGCCAUUUUCGGGGUUGAUUUUCCGGUCAACGAGUUCCGCCCGGAGCGAUUCAGCGUUAAGAGCGGUCGCAAUUUGACACGCAGCGAUAAUUGGCGACCCUUUGGCGGCGGGACUACCAUGUGUCCCGGGCGGUAUGUGGCGAAACGGUUUGUUAUGUUGUUUGUUACGUUGUUGUUGCGCCGGUUUGAUGUCGAAUUGGUGGAUAAGCGUGUCCCUGAGGCGGAGGAUGGGAAGCCGGUGUUGGGGAUCAUGUCGAUUAAAGAGGGUGACGAUGUUUGUGUGCGGGUUAGGGAGAGGGUUAUUGUAGAUUAA